GCCAUUGAAGUGAGUCAUCUGUAGGAAGUGGGGUGAAAAGGGAAAGAAAAAAAGUUGGAGGUUCCGUGGCGACAGAGAGCUGAGAGAAAGAAGGCAAGACUGAGUCACUGACUGCCUGAGAGGAUCUGAUAGUCUGUUCUACCUGAAAGCACAACACACCUGCAAUAUUUCUAAGAUGUUGUAGAUCAGCUGUAAUAUUUGCACUUUGCGCUCCUGGAUACCUGAACAAUCAGAGGAUUCUUUCUUUUCUUGCUGGUGCCUUUUUACUGCGGGGGGGCUGUGUGUCAGUGACAGAGGAGGAAAGAAAGAAAAAAGCUCCAGAGCUCCAACAGUCCCCUGAAACCUUCCUCCCUCCCGGAUCAUGUACCAGGACUACUCCGGGAAUUACGACACCUCAUCCCGCGGCAGCAGCGCCUCUCCGGCGCAGCCAGAGUCCUUCACCAGCGGCAGCAGCACGAUCGGGAGUCCGAUAUCUACCUCAAACUACCAGAAGUACAGGGUUGACAUGCCUGGCUCCAACAGUGCCUUCAUCCCUACAAUCAAUGCAAUCACAACCAGCCAAGACCUGCAGUGGAUGGUGCAGCCGACCGUCAUCACCUCCAUGUCCAACCCAUACUCCCGCUCCCACCCCUACGGCCAUCACCUGAGCAACGGGCCGGGCCUGCUGGCACACAACACGCUGGCCCGGCCCGGGGUCAUCCGCUCCACCGGCGACCUCAGGCGACGUAAGAGAGACGAGCAGCUGACUCCAGAGGAAGAGGAGAAAAGGAGGGUGAGACGGGAGAGGAACAAGCUGGCUGCAGCCAAAUGUAGAAACCGCAGGCGGGAGCUGACAGAGAUGCUGCAGGGGGAGACCGAGAAGCUGGAGGAGGAGAAGGCCGACCUGCAGAAGGAGAUCGAGAGCCUGCAGAAGGAGAAAGACAAGCUGGAGUUCAUGCUGGUCGCCCAUAAUCCCGUGUGCAAACUGCCCAUGGAGGAGCGCCACCAGCAGUCCAGUCACCAGCAGCAGCAGCAGCAUCAGUGCAACCCGCUGCAGCUCACCAUGCGCCACAGCAUGAACACGCGCGCUCAGAUGAACCAGGUGGUGGUGAAGCAGGAGCCCGAGGACAUGGAAGAGCAGGUGGGCAAACCUCAGCGCUCUGUCAUUAAGCCCAUCUGCCUGGGAGGCGGCGGCGUCAGUGGUGGGAUGUACAUCCCAGAUGGAGACAGCCUGAACACGCCGGUGGUGGUGGCGUCCACCCCGGCAGCCACGCCAAACGCCCAGAACCUCAUAUUCACCUUUUCCAACAUGAUGGAGCCAGAGAGCCCCUCACCCUCCUCUGAGUCCUGCUCCAAAGCCCACCGGCGCAGCAGCAGCAGCGGUGACCAGUCCUCCGACUCCCUCAACUCACCCACGCUCCUGGCGCUCUGAGUCAGCCGGGGCCGGGGCGCCAAGGCCCAACCGGGAAACAAACACUGUGGUUGAAAACAAUGAGGACAGACCGGCCCUCCACCCAGAGACCCUCUGGUCUCUCUAAAGCACAUGGAAAAAGUCCCGACCAAGCUGAACGCGUGAGCCGGAGGGAGGGGGGGGACCCAUAAGGGCUACGCCGCGUUUCUUCUUCAGCGUGAACAUUUUUCUAUCCAUCAGUGUCUGCGCUCAUCUACCACCCUUCGCCAUUUCAACUCCUGACUGCUGAUGUGUUUACUGACAUUUAUGAAAAUAGAAAAAAAAAGGAAAACAUGGCCAUGUUGUGACAUCACCCACAGAACGGUUUACUAAUAUAUUAUUUUUCUGAGAACACCUAAAAAGCCAUGCGGUUGACGCUUGCACUCAAUAACAGAUCGCCAAACGAGGUCAGCAUCUGCUGGGAUUUCUGCAGAGAGGCAAAGACUCUCGUUUUAUUUUCUGACUCUGAUUCAGGACAGAGGUCACGCUUUCUUCUGUUGACUUCAUCUCUUUCAGUGUAUUUAUGACCUGUGCUGGUGGAAAUAUCCUGUCCUUUAAAUCUGAAGGUGACCUGAGGUUGACCUCAGAACGUUUGAGCCAGCUACAUCCUCAAUACUUUCUCUCUUUUUUUGCCAUAGCGGCAUGAAUUUGCAGUAGUAUCGUGUGCUUUUUAUCCUCCUCAGUGAUUUUUGUACCUGAACACUUUUUUUUUGACAAAGUGUAUGUGAUUUACAUUGAUGUCAGGGAUUAUCUCGCGUGUUUUAGUAGAACCCCCCGUCGUAAAGAGUGGCUGUGGCAAAGGUGGUACUUUUUGGGAAAAAAAAAAAGGUUUCAUCUCCUCGUUGUGAGUCGUUUUUUGAUAUAAAACAAAGUUUGAAGAAAACCCUCCUCCGCUUCUUUCUCUAAAUAAACAUCCUUUUGUUCCGCCGCUGCCUUCUCAGGGGCAGCUCGGGUUUCAAAAAAAGCCAAAUCCGCUUUUUCUGGGCACGUGUAAUCCUGCGUUUCAUCAGUCCUUGUCUAAAGUAAAAAAGGAGGAAUUUUUGGUUAACUUGAACAAAAGCCACGGUGGUCCAGACUGUCGCCAGCUGCAUCAUGAUGUCAACCCUGUUUAUAUAUAUAUAUUUGUAUAGGCUAAAUGGUGUUUGUAGAUCAGUCACUUUUAGUAAAACAGUGAUUUUUAAACUCCACUCAGACGGGCUGGUUUUUGAGUGCCAGAGGUACUUCAGAUGAGGAAACGGAUGAAGAAGACUCUCUCUACAGCUGGUCUGACGUGAAAGAGCCAACACUUUAAAAAGGAAUCUCUUGUUUAUUAUUUGUAUAUGUUAAAGGGACAAGGGUUCUGCUAUCUUGCACUGACAGAUCAGCGAUAUUUACAAUUUAUUUUGUUUACUUGAAACAUUCCAAAUGAAUUUAACGUCAAAGACUUUGAGCGUAAACCUCCUUUUUUUUUCUAAUCAGAGGAAUUGGAGAUGAUUCUGGAUGCAGAUUCGUUCUACGGCCGAUUCAAGCUGCUUCUCCGUUUUUGGGGAAACAAGUCAGCUGUUUUUUAAUGUCAUUUCUAUUUGACAGGCUGUUUUCUAGCAAUGGGGGGGGUGAUUUGGUUCGACGGCACAGAGUUGAUCUGAGAACCAGAACCGUCUAAAUGUCUGUAUGUUGGAACGUUCUAGAGCCCCCUCAACACUUCAAUUAAAAGCCAUUGACUGUAGAUGUUCUGCUGUACAUGUCAUCUGCUGUCUGUCGCCUGUUGAACUAUGAUUUCUUCUUUUUUUUUAAAUGCUUUAAUUGUUUAAAAUGAUUCAAAAUGAAUAAAAACAGCAAUAUGUAUAGCAGUGUUUGUUAAUUUAAAAGAGUAAUAAUAAUAAACUAAUUUUCAUCUCG
Cyprinodon variegatus (sheepshead minnow) is the source of this 3307-nucleotide messenger RNA. It is a transcript of the gene fosl2, whose product is annotated as FOS-like antigen 2. Bases 362 to 1411 code for a protein of 349 amino acids. Gene Ontology annotation, biological process: regulation of transcription by RNA polymerase II. Lineage: Eukaryota; Metazoa; Chordata; Actinopteri; Cyprinodontiformes; Cyprinodontidae. Gene Ontology annotation, molecular function: DNA-binding transcription factor activity, RNA polymerase II-specific; RNA polymerase II cis-regulatory region sequence-specific DNA binding. The transcript has 4 exons. Gene Ontology annotation, cellular component: nucleus. The record is from RefSeq and is a predicted model, not a curated record.